AUGCCGAUCGACGUCGUUCUUCGCAGCGUGCCUCUCCACCUCACCGACGCCCAGCUGUGUGCUCUCCUCGGCGUCGAGACGGUCACCCGCUUCCGGCGCACGUCCGGCCCGUCCGAGAAGCAAAAUCCUCUCCACCUCGUGCGGGCGUGCUGCCGAAGCGAGAGUCAGGCGGAGCAGCUUCUGCUGCAGGGUCGCGUGAGUCUUGAUGGGCAGGAGUGCGCCGUGGAGCGACCAAAGGCGGCCUCAGACAGCUCCGCCGCCACCGGCAAGCGGCCGGCGACGACGACGCUCGAGGCUCUGCUCGAGAGCUUCCCUCGCGUGGGAGAGGCUGUCCUCGUGCCGGCCGCGGCGGGAGGCGAGGCGGACGGUGGAGAGGAGGGAGGAGCAGCGGAGCGAGGCAUGGCGGUAGGAGAGGCGGCGGAAGACGGCGAGAGCAGCUCCACUCCGGACACCUCUACUACUCUCUCCUCUGCUCCUCUCUCCUCUUCUCCUCCCGGCAGCUACUGCUGCUGCCGAGAGACGGAUGGGUACCGUCGGGCAGCGGCGAGCAGCCUCCGCCCGGACGACCUCGUCCUCGAGAUCGGCAGUGACCGCGGCGCGACGUGCGCCACCGCCGCGGAGAUCUGCGGCGGCGAGGCGGUGGUCGGCGUUGACCUGAGCGACACCUCGGUCGAGGCGGCGAGGGCGGCGCACCCGUCGAUACGCUUCGAGAAGGUCUCGACGCGCUGCAGCAGCCCGCCCCGAGAUUGA
Molecule: messenger RNA, 750 nt
Organism: Emiliania huxleyi CCMP1516
Lineage: Eukaryota; Haptophyta; Isochrysidales; Noelaerhabdaceae
Exons: 1
Coding region: 1-750 (249 amino acids)
Source: RefSeq, a predicted model, not a curated record